AUGUCUUCUCGACAGAAUGUCAUUCCUAGCAUCGACGAGAUAUCAGCAACUGUAUAUUCAACAUUUAGGUUUCAGCCUUGCCCUUGGCAGAUCCGUUCUGCACGGGCUCAGCUAGAGGCAAAAGAUGUCAUUACUAUUUCUCCUACAGGCUCAGGAAAAACAUUGUGCUUCUGGAUCCCUCUGCUCUUCCACAACAGAGUCAUGAUCCUUAUUACACCACUCAACAUCCUUGGGGACAAAAAUGUGGAUGAGCUAAAAGACAUCAAUAUCCCUGCUAUUUGUCUGAAAGCCAAAUCAGCCACUGACAAAGCGUUCAAAGAUAUUGCAGCUGCAAAAUAUAGAGUUAUUAUUGUAAGCCCCGAGCGUGUUUUAUCAGACAAGCGCUUUGAUAUUCUGUGGGCAAACUGA
Molecule: messenger RNA, 408 nt
Organism: Serpula lacrymans var. lacrymans S7.9
Lineage: Eukaryota; Fungi; Basidiomycota; Agaricomycetes; Boletales; Serpulaceae
Exons: 2
Coding region: 1-408 (135 amino acids)
Biological process (GO): double-strand break repair via homologous recombination
Cellular component (GO): chromosome; cytoplasm
Molecular function (GO): 3'-5' DNA helicase activity; four-way junction helicase activity; nucleic acid binding
Source: RefSeq, a predicted model, not a curated record